UAUUUUCUAAAUCUCAAAUCUAAUAAGCAUUUGAGGAAAAAAAAGGAAUGAUGAUCAUGCGAACAUCAUCCAUCUUUGCUUUCUUAGUACUGUUAAUGAUCGAAUCAGCAGUAGGGCAGGCUCUGGUGAAGCCUGGUUGUCAAGAAAGUUGUGGGACUGUUGACAUUAUUCCAUACCCCUUUGGAAUUGGAGUAGGUUGUUACAUGAACACAUGGUUUGAGGUCUCCUGCAAUGAAACUUCCAACCCUCCUAUUACUUUACUAACCCGCAUGGAUAUUGAGGUGCUGUUCUUCUUUCUUGAUCCCAGCAUUGUUGUAGUCAAAAGACGGAUGAUAGGGGAUUAUUCUGAGAUUAUUACAGUGAAACCUGUGAAUUUAAGUGGAAGUCCUUUCAUGUCCUACCAGGGAGAACAGGUCUCCUUUCGACUCCGGGAAUAUGUUCCAGAUGUGUUUAGCUGGCUGAUUUCUGAGGAUUAUGCAUCACACUUACCGCAUAGAUAUCCUGAUGCAUUUCGUUGUUUCCAGCCGACGAAUAUUAUUAGUCAUUCGUAUGCCCUUGUGUUUUAUGAUCUUUACCUGGUCCCAAACGGAACUCAGCUUCAUAAUUCUUCAAAUGGAAGUCGACAAUGUGCUUGUGAACCUGGAUUUCAAGGCAACCCUUAUCUACCUUUUGGAUGUAAAGUUAAGAAGACCAAAAUAUUGCAUAAAGAGAAAGUUAAAGAGUUCAUCAAUGAGGUGGUCAUUCUUACACAAAUUAAUCAUAGAGAUAUUGUUAAGUUACUAGGCCAUUGUUUGGAGACUGAAGUUCCUCUGCUUGUUUAUGAAUUCAUUUCCAACAGGACACUUUUCCAGUACAUACAUGAUCAAAAUGAAGGCUUCCCACUAACUUGGGAAAGAAGGUUAACAAUUGCAGCAGAAGUUGCAAGUGCACUUUCCUACUUGCACUCAGCAGUCUCCAUUCCCAUUUAUCAUAGAGAUGUCAAGUCCUCAAAUAUUCUAUUAGAUGAAAAGUGCAGGGCAAUAGUUUCAGACUUUGGGACAUCAAGAUCAAUUGCCAUUGAUCAAACUCAUUUGACCACAAAUGUGAAGGGCGCAUUUGGGUACUUGGACUCUGAAUAUUUCUAGUCAAGUCAAUUUAUUGAAAAGAGUGAUGUUUACAGCUUUGGAGUUGUCCUUGUUGAGCUCUUAACUGAAGAAAAACCAAUUUCUUUA
Messenger RNA from Rubroshorea leprosula, 1211 nucleotides. The record is from the annotation of a GenBank genome assembly. Lineage: Eukaryota; Viridiplantae; Streptophyta; Magnoliopsida; Malvales; Dipterocarpaceae.